AUGGUCCUCGAGGCGGUAAUGAUCGUGGUGGACAACAGCGAGAGCAGCAGGAACGGCGACUACCCAGCGACCCGCUACGACGCACAGAGUGAUGCCGUCAAUAUCAUCUUCCAGAAUGUUGUGCAGGGCAACCCAGAGUCUUCGGUCGGCUUGAUGAGCAUGGGUGGCAAGGGCCCGGAGGUGUUGGCGACGCUCACGACGGACCAGGGCAAGAUCCUCGAGGGUUUGCAUCAAACCAAGAAGAAGAUUCGGGGCCACGCCCAUGUUUCUACUGGCAUCCAAAUAGCUAGCCUCGCACUCAAACACCGGCAGAACAAGUCCCAACGGGCUCGCAUCGUCGUUUUUGUCUGCUCCCCUAUCGAAGAGGGAGAGCGCGAGCUAGUUACCCUCGCCAAGAAGAUGAAGAAGUUCUCCAUCAGCGUCGACUUUGUCCUGUUCGGCGAUAUGGACGAGGAGAACCAGGCAAAGUUGGAGGCGUUCAACCGCGAGAUCAAGGGCACGACCGACUCGUCGCAUCUCGUCGUCAUUCCACCCAGUUCCAAGCUACUCAGCGACCAGCUCAUCUCGACCCCCAUCAUGCUCGGCGAGGCCGCUCCCAGCGGCGGCGGCGGCGCGGGUGCCGAAGCCGGCGGUGGUGCGAGCGAGGACUUCCCGUUCGGCGUCGACCCGACACAGGAUCCCGAGCUGGCGCUGGCGCUGCGCAUGAGUAUGGAGGAGGAGAAGGCGCGGCAGGAGAAGAAAGCGCGCGAGGAGGGCGAGGCGGCGAAUAAGGGCGGUUUAGAGAGCGUCAAGGAGGAAGGCGAGUCGGCGCCGCUGCUGGACAAGGAUGGGCAGCCGGGCGGUAGCAAGAAAGACGACGAUAAGAUGGAUACUUCUUAG
Messenger RNA from Chaetomium globosum CBS 148.51, 879 nucleotides. RefSeq lists its product as uncharacterized. The transcript has 2 exons. Gene Ontology annotation, molecular function: polyubiquitin modification-dependent protein binding. Gene Ontology annotation, biological process: proteasome-mediated ubiquitin-dependent protein catabolic process. Gene Ontology annotation, cellular component: proteasome regulatory particle, base subcomplex; nucleus; cytosol. NCBI's taxonomy places the organism in Eukaryota, Fungi, Ascomycota, Sordariomycetes, Sordariales, Chaetomiaceae. The record is from RefSeq and is a predicted model, not a curated record. Bases 1 to 879 code for a protein of 292 amino acids.